AUGUGCACGGCGCCUCUGACUCCCCGAUCGGGGAGUGUGCUCACGUCGUCCGUCUUCCUGUUCACUUCUACCAUCUUCCCCACACCCAGCGAGACGAGUCCAUCGUGUACGGCCGGCCAUGCUCUCCUCGCCGUCAAGAUAUUCUUCCUAACGCGUGCACGGCUGCAAGACAGGGCCACCGUCGUCAGUGGUGCCGCAGCAGGAGGGCCAGGUGGAAAGGCUGCAUUAGGUGAGUCCUCGUCGCUCUCGCCCUUCUACAGCGUACCGGUGCGUGCGCUCAUGCACCUCACCAGCAUGGCGUGCAAAGACGCCGUGUCGUUCGUUCGCCGCUACCGUCUUCCCCGCACGGAACGAGAUGGCUCUACUGCAUACAGCUACGCUCUCCUCGCCGUCAAUGUAGCGUCACGAACGCGCGCCCGUCUGCAAGCCAUCGCCACCGUCGUGGGCCAGAGCGGACGUAGGGCGGGUAGGAACAGUUUUACAGGUGAGUCGCCGUCGCUCUCGCUCACGUUCUUCACCAACACGGCGUGUUUGCACGCCGUGUCCUUCGUUCGCCACUACCACAUUCCCCGCACCGAACGAGACGACUCCACCGCACACGGCCACGGUAUCAUCGCCGUCAAUGUGGCGUCACGAACGCUCACACGUCUACAAGGCCGGCCCACCAUCGCCAGCGGCGCCGCAGCAGGAGGGCGAGGUGGGGAUCUCACAGAGCGCGUAGGCGGGGUCGUUUGCACACACCAGCGAGCUCUACCGGCCUUGAAGACCCGCGCGCGAGCUCACGCAAGGCCACUCACGCCCGUCUGGGCCUCGAACGUCUUCGCGUCCUUGUACAGCCACCCGGUGCACAUGCGCUCGCUUCCCUCACCACCACGGCGUGUCGUGCAUUCGCCGCUACCACAUUCCCCGCGAGACGACUCCACCGCGUACGGCCACGGUAUCAUCACCAUCAACGAGGGCGAGUCCUUCGUGAUCAGGGAGCACGUAGGUGGGCCAGAGCGAACGUAG
Molecule: messenger RNA, 1008 nt
Organism: Laetiporus sulphureus 93-53
Lineage: Eukaryota; Fungi; Basidiomycota; Agaricomycetes; Polyporales; Laetiporaceae
Exons: 5
Coding region: 1-1008 (335 amino acids)
Source: RefSeq, a predicted model, not a curated record